Dicentrarchus labrax (European seabass) is the source of this 3078-nucleotide messenger RNA. Its product is annotated as protocadherin-10-like. Gene Ontology annotation, molecular function: calcium ion binding. The record is from RefSeq and is a predicted model, not a curated record. Bases 1 to 3078 code for a protein of 1025 amino acids. The transcript is spliced from 5 exons. NCBI's taxonomy places the organism in Eukaryota, Metazoa, Chordata, Actinopteri, Moronidae. Gene Ontology annotation, cellular component: plasma membrane. Gene Ontology annotation, biological process: homophilic cell-cell adhesion.
AUGAUUGUGCUUUUGAUUGUCCUGUGCAUCACGGAUGGAGUGCUCUCUCAGAUUCGCUACUCUGUGCCGGAGGAGGCGGACCAUGGCACCUUGGUGGGGAAUAUCGCCGAGGACCUGGGACUGGACCUUACCAAACUGGCCUCCCGCCGCUUCCAGGUGGUGCCCAGCUCUCGGACACCGUACCUGGAGGUGAACCUGGAGAACGGCGUCCUGUUCGUUAACGAGAAGAUCGACCGGGAGCAGAUCUGCAAGCAGAGCCCCAGCUGCCAGCUCAACAUGGAAGUGUUCUUGGAGAACCCGCUGGAGCUGUUUCGGGUCGAGAUCGAGGUGGUGGACAUUAACGACAACCCGCCCAGCUUCCCGGAGACAGACAUCACGGUGGAGAUCUCGGAGAGCGCCACUCCGGGCACCCGUUUCCCCCUGGAGAGCGCGUUCGACCCGGACGUUGGCUCUAACGCUUUACGCACGUAUGAUAUCACCACAAAUAACUACUUUUAUCUGGACGUGCAGACCCAGACGGACGGGAACAAGUUCGCGGAGCUGGUCCUGGAGAAACCGCUGGAUAGGGAGCAGCAGGCGGCGCACAGGUAUGUGCUGACCGCGGUGGACGGCGGUCAGCCUCCCCGGACUGGCACCGCGUUGCUGGUGGUCAAAGUGCUGGACUCUAAUGAUAAUGUGCCGGUGUUUGACCAGCCCGUUUACACGGUGAGCCUCUCGGAGAACGCGCCGGUGGGCAAGCUGGUCAUACAGCUGAACGCCACCGACCUGGACGAGGGAUUAAACGGGGAGAUAGUUUACUCCUUCAGCAACCACAUCUCCAACCGCGUUAAGGACCUGUUCAGCAUAGACCCGCGCACCGGGCGCAUCGAGGUGCGCGGAGAGGUGGAUUUCGAGGAGAGCAGCCUGUAUCAGAUCUUCGUGCAGGCCAAGGAUAUGGGACCAAACGCGGUGCCAGCGCACUGCAAAGUGCUGGUCAAAGUCAACGACGUGAACGACAACGCGCCCGAGAUCACCUUCAGCACCGUCACCGAGUCAGUGAGCGAAAAGGCGGCUCCCGGCACCGUCAUCGCGCUGCUGAGUGUGACGGAUAAGGACGCAGAGGAGAACGGACAGAUCCACGUGGAAAUCCUCGGUGAAGUCCCGUUCAAAUUAAAAUCUUCCUUCAGGAAUUAUUUCACCAUAGUGACCGACGGCCCGCUGAACCGGGAGCUGGCGGACCACUACUCCGUGACUGUGGUGGCGCGGGAUAAAGGGACGCCGUCACUGGCCACUAGUAAGUCCAUCCGAGUGCAGGUGUCAGACGAGAACGACAACGCGCCCACUUUUACGCAGCCCAUAUAUGAUGUGUAUGUGACAGAGAACAACGUGCCAGGGGCGUACAUACACGCUGUAACGGCUCAGGACCCGGACAUCGGCCAGAACUCGCUCAUCAGUUACUCCAUAUUAGAGUGUGACAUCCAGGGCAUGUCUGUCAAAACCUAUGUGUCCAUCAACGAGGAGACCGGCUAUCUGUAUGCACUCAGGUCCUUUGAUUAUGAGCAGCUGAAGGAUUUCACAUUCAUGGUUCAGGCCAGAGACGCGGGCACCCCAGAGCUCUCCUCCAACGCCACAGUCAAAGUCAUCAUUGUGGACCAGAAUGACAAUCCCCCGCUAGUGCUGGCCCCCCUGGGGAAGAAUGGCACAGCCAAGGAGCCCCUGCCCCGCUCAGCUGAGCCGGGCUAUCUGGUAACCCGCAUUGUUGCUAUGGACGCGGAUGAUGGUGAGAAUGCCCGGCUGUCCUACAGCAUCCAGAGGGGGAACGAGAACGGCAUGUUCAGGAUGGACUGGAGGACAGGUGAGCUCCGGACAGCAAGGCGAGUGUCGCCCAAGAGAGACCCCCACCAGCUGUACGACCUGCUGAUUGAGGUGAGAGACCACGGCCAGCCGCCGCUGUCCUCCAGUGCCAGCAUUCUGGUGAUGCUGGUAGACAGUGUGGCUGAAGGCCGUGGCGGUGGGGACCGGGGAGGCACUGCCAAGGCCAAAGAUGGCACCCUGGACCUCACCCUCAUCCUCAUAAUUGCCCUGGGCUCCGUCUCCUUCAUCUUCCUCCUGGUUAUGAUCGUGCUGGCUGUGCGUUGCCAGAAGGACAAAAAGCUCAAUAUUUACACCUGCCUGACCAGCGAGUGCUGCCUGGGCUGCAGCUCCUGCUGCUCACGGCAGGGAAGGGCCCGCAAGAAAAAGCUCAGCAAGUCGGAUAUCAUGCUGGUGCAAAGCGCCGGCAACGUCAGUGGAGCUGGUACGGCUCAAGUCCCCGUGGAGGAGUCAGGGAGCUUCGGCUCCCACCACCAAAACCAGAACUAUUGCUACCAGGUAUGUCUGACUCCAGAGUCUGCCAAAACCGACCUCAUGUUCCUAAAGCCGUGUAGUCCAUCUAGGAGCACAGACACCGAUCACAACCCGUGCGGGGCCAUAGUGACAGGGUACACAGACCAGCAGCCUGACAUCAUAUCAAACGGCAGCAUUUUAUCAAACGAGACCAAACACCAGCGAGCUGAGCUCAGCUACCUGGUCGACAGGCCAAGACGCGUCAACAGUUCAGCGUUCCAGGAGGCGGACCUGGUCAGCUCCAAAGACAGCGGCCAUGGAGACAGUGAGCAGGGGGACAGCGACCACGACGCCACCAACCGAGGCAAUUCCUCCGGCACCGAUCUGUUCUCUAACUGCACAGAGGAGUGUAAGGCCCUGGGCCACUCCGAUCGCUGCUGGAUGCCCAGCUUUGUGCCCUCUGAAGGGCGCCAGGGCCCUGACUACCGCAGCAACCUCCACGUGCCCGGCAUGGACUCGGUCCCGGACACAGAGGUAUUUGAAAGCCCCGAGCAAACGGCCGAUAAGUCAUUCUCCACCUUUGGCAAAGAGAGUCUCAGUCACCAACACCUCCACCACCACCACCACCUUCUCAAAAACCAUCACCUCAGCCAUCACCAGGGCUCCCUAGAGAGGAAAGAGUUGGAGGCAUUUCUGCCUAGCUCCAGAGCACCUUAUAACCUGGCUUAUUUAAUGCCUGAAGAGGCCCCCUCUCUCAUCAUCCGACACAGCUAG